AUGUCGGACCACGGCUCUGAUGCCUCAGAGGGCAAGGCAACGCCUCACAUCCGACUUAACUCGGGGCGACAGGAUCCUUUCCUCGAAACGAAUGGCGGCUACGCACCUCUCACGUCGCGCACAUUUCCCCGACCUUUGACACCACAGGGUCUUGAAACACCCACGCCGGUACGCGCUCGAGGGAUGUCAAUGUCACCAUACGGCGCAUCAAGUGUUCCUGAGUCCUCGGAAUUUCUAUUACCCCCGAGAUUGAGGCCUACACAGGGACAAGGUGUAAGAGGAACUGACCGGCCUCGAUCUCCGGACCGAUGGUCUGCAGCUCGCUCGAGUAUCAGCUCCAUCAGUCGUGAGAGUACCUUCCCCUUCGAUCCGUUUCAGGAUUCGAAGGCGCCUUCGCACGCUGGCAGUGAGGAGUAUGAUGUCAACACGCAGACUGUAUCGGGAAAGUACAAUAUUAUGCCCACUGAUGGCUUGUUGUUGUUCCCUGAGGAUGUGGAGAAGGAUGACUACUUGCAUAACCCGGACCCUGCAGACAAGGAUCGAGAUUGUGAUAUCUGGAAUCGACGGGGUAUUGUGAAUGUUGGUGGUCUGGCGAUUUUCACAAUAGGUCUUCUGGUGCUCUUCAUCGGUUACCCUCUCAUAACUUGGUUGUCGGGCUUCACGAAACACCAUGAUGGUAUAUGCCACCCCGCAGACACGUUGUGUUUGGAAGUUGGGGAGCGGCCAUUGUUGGAAAACCUGCGCAUAGGCUUGAUUGACCCAGACACGCCGAAAGAGGCACACACUAAGAAAGAUCACAAUGGAAAAGAGAUGAAGCUAGUGUUCUCCGACGAGUUCAACAUGCCCGGUCGAACGUUUUUCAAGGACGAUGAUCCUUUCUUCGAAGCAGUCGAUAUAUGGUACGGAGUAACAGCGGACAAAGAGUGGUAUGACCCGGACGCAGUAACCACGGCGGAUGGCACCCUCCAGCUUCGAUUCGACCACUUCAAAAAUCACAAUCUCGAAUACAGAUCCGGUAUGGUACAGAGCUGGAACAAGCUCUGCUUCAAGGGUGGCCGUCUCGAAGCUAGUAUGUCUCUCCCGGGCGAUGGACAUAUUCAAGGUUUCUGGCCUGGCUUCUGGGCAAUGGGAAAUCUGGCUCGUGCUGGUUAUGCUGCUACCACAGAUGGCAUGUGGCCAUACAGCUACCAUGAUGGCUGCGAUGCGGGUAUCACUCCGAACCAGAGUUCUCCCGAUGGUAUCAACUGGUUGCCCGGUAUGCGGUUGCCCGGAUGUGCCUGCCCCGGCUCCGAUCACCCGACUCCUGGUAUUGCACGCAGUGCUCCUGAAAUCGAUGUGAUUGAAGGCAGCACUGCUCCGUUAUAUGGUGACAGCGGUCCCUUCGUCGGUAGUGCAUCGCAGAGUCUGCAGACUGCACCAUUUGAUUUGUGGUAUCUACCCGACUAUGAAACACCAGACUUCGCCGCCGUAUACGACCCACGCGUCACCAAAAUCAACGCCUAUCGAGGUGGCGUCUACCAACAGGCUAUGUCUGGCCUGACCAACCUGAACACCCGCUGGUACAACGGCACCGAAUAUCAAAUUUACUCCUUCGAGUACACACCCGGCGCAGAAGGCGAUGUAACCUGGUUCGUCGGCGCCGAAAAGACCUGGACAUUAGACGCCCGCGCCAUCGGACCGAAUGGAAAUGUCGGACAACGCAUGAUCCCACUCGAGCCAAUGUCGCUGAUCAUGAAUAUGGGUAUGGCGGACAACUUCGCGCCCCAGAAUAAGAGCAUCAUCGAUUAUAUGCCUGCUAUCCUGCACUUCGACUACGUGCGAAUCUACCAGGAUCCCGACGAGGAGAGCGUCACUUGUGAUCCACCUGGCUAUGAAACGACUAAGUAUAUUGAAAAACAUCGCAAAGCAUAUGAUAAUGCGAACUUCACGACUUGGGACGAGGCUGGGUAUCGUUGGCCUAAAAACUCAUACAUGCACAACUGUCCGGCUAAUUAA
Molecule: messenger RNA, 1995 nt
Organism: Penicillium coprophilum
Lineage: Eukaryota; Fungi; Ascomycota; Eurotiomycetes; Eurotiales; Aspergillaceae
Product: SKN1/KRE6 family beta-glucan synthesis-associated protein
Exons: 6
Coding region: 1-1995 (664 amino acids)
Biological process (GO): fungal-type cell wall organization; (1->6)-beta-D-glucan biosynthetic process
Cellular component (GO): endoplasmic reticulum membrane; plasma membrane
Molecular function (GO): glucosidase activity
Source: RefSeq, a predicted model, not a curated record